Mycena citricolor is the source of this 720-nucleotide messenger RNA. Lineage: Eukaryota; Fungi; Basidiomycota; Agaricomycetes; Agaricales; Mycenaceae. The record is from the annotation of a GenBank genome assembly.
AUGGAUGUGUAUGUCCAGAUCACGGGCCUGGACUCAGGAAAGACGCGCGGAGUCAAGGCGCUACUCGAUAGUGGCUGUAGCACCUGCUGCAUUGAUACCGACUACGCGCGGGCAGAGAAGCUGGAUAUCCAAGAACUUCCCCAACCCAUUGUGGCUCGUAACGCCGACAACACCGAGAACAUCAGCGGUCGGAUCACGCAUUACGUCGACCUAAGGAUGAGAAUCGGUCCUCACGUGGAGACACGCACGUUCCUUCUGACGUGUUUAGGGAAAGCUCGGAUCUUCAUCGGUCUUGAUUGGCUGACGGAACACAACCCCGAGGUGGAUUGGCAGGAGCAGACGAUGAGGUUCAGUCGAUGCCCAGAGCGGUGUCACAUGAGGGGUCACGAGGAGCAUCAAGCAAUGAUCGACAUGGAUGCGAUUGACCUGGACGCAGGUGCACCGGAUCUGGAAGAGGGAGAGUCAAUCCUGUUGAUCGACUUUGGGAAGGAGGUGGAUCUACGGUUGAAGGAAACGCCGGCGCAGAAAUUCGCAGAAGAAGCGGAAAAAGAGAAGGAGAGAAUGACCGAGGGGAAGAUUCCGGAUCAAUAUCGGGAAUUUGUCAAAGUAUUUGCCAAGGAAUCGUUCGACUCGCUACCAGACCGACGGGCAUGGGACCAUGCAAUCGAGCUCAAACCUGGUUCCAAAGCAGUGGACUGCAAGGUGUACCCGUUAUCAUGA